CCGCCUGGGUUGAAACUGACUAGCGAUCGGUAGGCACAUUAGUCGGUUUCAAAUUCGCCAUGAGCAUCUUGGUCCUGUUCCAUUCGUCUUGUCCUGAAUUGCAGUUUUUACCAGGACGAGCGGAGGCGAAAAUGCGAUCUUUAGUAGCCUGAAGGGAGGAAAAAUCCUUGCAAGAAGCAGAGAAAGAGAGAGAGAGAGAGAGAAAGCUGGCACCGAGCAGAGAUGGAUGUUGCAGAGGCUUGGGCGCUGUUAACUCCUCCAAGUUUGAGGAUGGCUCUGCAAAAGGAUUCAUUCGGUUACAUUUAAGACCCCGGGUGCCACUGCCAACCUCACCGCUCCUGCUUUGCUGGGAGAAGAAAUCUUAAAAUGACUUUGCUGCUGCUGAGACUUCUUUGGCUGCUGCUUCUGGAUACGGCCCUUUGCAAUUACUCCGAAGAUCAGUGUAGCUGGAGGGGAAGUGGCCUGUCCCAAGAAGCCGGCAGCGUGGAGCAGAUCGCCUUGCACUGUGCCGAGGGAUCCCUGGAGUGGCUGUACCCGGCCGGAGCCUUGCGCUUGAGCCUUUUCCCCCGCCUUCCCACGGGCGCCACCAGCAAAGAGAACCCACGGCGCGUGACAGCGUGCAUCAAGUCCUCCAGCGGCUUCCGAGGGGCUCAGAUUUACUUGGAGAGAGACGGCAUCUUGGAGCUCCUCCUGUCGGAGGCGGAGGCAGCCUUGCAGCCCACGGUGGGCUGUUUCAGCUGGCUGCCCAAGGAGAAGGUCGCCCUGUUCCUCCAGUCCACCUUGCACCAGGACAUCAGCCGCCGGAUCGCAGCCUUCCGCUACGAGCUGCGGGGUGACUGGAACUCCCGCUUCUCGUGGCCGUCCAGAAACCUCAGCAUGGAAGAUUCAGGGAGUUGCCGGCCAUGUAACAACACCGAGAUUCUGAUGGCUGUUUGCACGAGUGAUUUUGUCAUCCGUGGAAAUAUCCGCACCGUCUCCAACGACGUGGAAUCACAGGAAUCCAUCAUCGGCGUGACCGCCACCCGGAUCCACCGCCAGAAGUUUGCCUUGUUCCAACCGGUAGGCAAAUACGGAAAAUCCACAGGCAGCAUCCGUACUCUGCUGCGGUGCGGGGUGAAGCCGGGAUCCGGCAGCUUUCUGUUCACAGGCUGGCUGCACUUCGGGGAGGCUUGGCUCAGCUGUGCGCCCCGCUAUAAAGACUUCCGCCACAUCUACGAGGAUGCGCGCCAAGCUCAUGAAAACCCUUGCGAAGUCUCGUUGGACUGAUUGGA
Molecule: messenger RNA, 1271 nt
Organism: Elgaria multicarinata webbii
Lineage: Eukaryota; Metazoa; Chordata; Lepidosauria; Squamata; Anguidae
Gene: METRN
Product: meteorin, glial cell differentiation regulator
Exons: 4
Coding region: 367-1266 (299 amino acids)
Biological process (GO): positive regulation of axonogenesis; glial cell differentiation
Molecular function (GO): hormone activity
Source: RefSeq, a predicted model, not a curated record